GAACUGUAAACUUGACGUUUCCUCUGAUACACACACACACACAGAUACACCAGAAUGAGCGAGGCUAAUAUUUGAACUUAAGGAUAAGGUGUAACAAAAUGAUACUCAUGAAGCUGUGCGGUGUGUAUUUGUUUCCACGGGAAGGUUAUGUGGAGAUUCCUCGUUGCUAAUACUUGGAGGACAACGCCUGGAAGAGAGGACAACGUUUGACGUUAUUCUGGGAGGCAAAUCGGCACGGAUACUUUCACAAACAUGGCUCAUGCAGUUUGUUCUCGUCUCGUUAAAAACGCCUUUAUGUGGAUAAUGCUUCACACACUCGUCGACUGCUGUGGAGGUUCAGUAACCCAGCAGACGUCUCAGCUCUCUUCAUAUGAGGUGACGGUACCGAGACGCAUCAGCAGACAGAGGAGAAACCAGGACAGUGCAGAUAAGGUGUCAUACAUAAUCCAGGCUCAAGGAAAAGAGCAUGUUGUCAUCCUAGAGAGAAAUGAAUUGCUACUUCCAGAAGACUUCACUGUGUACUCUUAUGCCAAAGAUGGCUCGCUGGUCACGGAGAAAUUAAAUACGACUGAUCAUUGUCAUUAUAGUGGUUACAUAGAGGAUGUGGAGGGCUCUUCUGCAGCACUCAGCCUGUGCUCUGGGUUAAGGGGUGUUAUUCACACGGAGGGCACCAGUUUUGGAAUCGAACCGCUGGAAGGUUCCUCCAGUGAUGAACAUUUGGUGUAUCGUUUGGAGGACGUACAGACACAACCUCUCAACUGUGGAACCCCUCACUCUUAUAACCAUGACGACCAAUCUUCACCAAGGCAACCUAUAAUCAGCCAUACCCAUAACAUCACGUUUGGUCAAGCUGGCAGCCAUUUAAGGCGAAAGAGGGCAGUGCUACACCAGACACACUAUGUGGAGCUUCUGAUGGUGGUGGAUAAUGAGAGAUAUAACUACAAAAACAGGAAUCAUACAGCAGUACGCGAGGAGGUGGUGCAGAUUGCCAACUAUGUUGAUAGUAUGUAUAUACCACUGAAUAUUCGAAUUGUUUUGGUGGGGCUGGAGAUCUGUGUAUUAUGUUAAUGCGUAUGAUUGACUAAAUGAAUGUCCCCUUCCUCCAACCCCCACUACUUCAGUGUGAUGGUGAUCAUUUUGGUUUUUGCAAUGAAAAUAAAAAUCACUGGUCUGUUUUUAA
Molecule: messenger RNA, 1180 nt
Organism: Danio rerio (zebrafish)
Lineage: Eukaryota; Metazoa; Chordata; Actinopteri; Cypriniformes; Danionidae
Gene: adam9a
Product: ADAM metallopeptidase domain 9a
Biological process (GO): proteolysis
Molecular function (GO): metallopeptidase activity; metalloendopeptidase activity
Source: RefSeq, marked provisional